ACGCUGUAGCCUUGCGUUCCUGGGGAGCCAGAGGUAGAAACUCUGGUUGCGCUUUGCCAUGCUACAAAGGUGGAAAUGAAAUGAAAAUCUGCUGGAAGAGGAAGCCCAGGUAGUGCUGGCUUACUCACCUGCUGGCCCCUGCUCUGACUCCUUACAGUAUGCUCUGGCUUUCUAACAGCGUUAAUUCUGAGCUGCUGAUGUUCUACAAAAUCCAAGUUCCUGCAAAGCACAUGUCAGACCUGCAAGCGAACAGGCACAGAGACCCGCUGUUCCGCACCACUUCCAACUCCUGCCCUUUGGAGAGAUCCCGCAGAGGACAGCGGCCUUCUCCAGUGAAGGGCUCGGUCUCCCGGCCCGAAAGAAGGUUCUGCCUAGAGGAGUUCUUGCCAACAAUGGAAGACAACUCAGCUCCUACAAGGACAAGCUACCAUGACCAAAUAGUGGAGGCUCCAGAGGCAGCUCCAAUAACGGACAGAGUAAUGGGUCCUGUGAGGCAAGUCUAGCCUUCAAGUCCAGCCCGCCCACCUGGCACCAGCCGGGGAGAAGAGCACCAUGGAGGGCAUCGUUGAACAGAAGACCAUGCUGACACACAGUAAGGUCAGUGAUACAGGCAAGAGGAAUGGCUUAAUUAACACCAGAAACUUCAUGGCCGAAAGCAGAGAUGGCCUGGUGUCUGUCUACCCGGCACCUCAGUACCAGAGCCAGCGGGGGGUGACCAGUGCAGCUUCAGCAACUCUGGACAGCAGCAGGAAUGAGCCCGUCCAACAGCUGCUGGACCCCAAUACCUUGCAGCAGUCCGUGGAAUCCCACUACCGCCCCAACAUCCUCCUCUACUCAGAUGGUAUACUGCACUCCUGGGGAGAAGGGGUGGCCCCUGAAUGCUGUGAGACCACCUUUAUCGAGGAACGGUCACCCACCAAAGAGAGCCUGGAGUACCCUGAUGGGAAGUUCAUCGACCUCUCCUCAGAUGAUAUCAAGAUCCAUACGCUCUCCUAUGACGUGGAGGAGGAGGAGGAGUUCCAGGAGCUGGAGAGUGACUACUCCAGUGACACAGAGAGUGAGGACAACUUCCUAAUGAUGCCCCCAAGGGAUCACCUGGGCCUCAGUGUAUUCUCCAUGCUCUGCUGCUUCUGGCCGCUGGGUAUUGCAGCCUUCUACCUAUCCCAUGAGACAAACAAAGCGGUGGCCAAGGGGGACUUCCACCAGGCCAGCACCAGCUCCCGGCGGGCUCUCUUCCUGGCGGUGCUCUCCAUCACCAUCGGGACUGGCAUCUAUGUGGGCGUGGCCGUGGCCCUCAUCGCCUACCUCUCCAAGAGCAACCACCUCUGAGCUUCCUCCAGCCCGGACGCACUAGGAAGUGCUGCAGGUGGCACCAGGCAGCCUGGAGGUUCCUCCCCGCGGACUUCUUCUGAGUUCGCUUUCAUAUUUUUUUUUCCAGCACUGUGUAAGCACGAGACACUUGGGCACUGCUCACUGUUCCAAAGGGAAGCUCCAAAGAUCCUGAUUCCUGAGGCUGUUUCUGGAUGGGCUCUGCCCAGUGGACAACAGUGAACUCUCCCCUCAACCUCCACCUGUGCCAGGAAGGCCAUCAACUUAGCAAUACGACAAUGGCCAACUGCUGCUGGUUGGGGGGUGGCAAUUAAUUUUAUUGAGUCUGGCGCCAUAAGCAGAGGGCAGAGGACAAGCCAUUCUGCUGUCUGUGACCCUGCAAGACUCUCUCGCAUCCCCCAGUCCACAUGCUCCCCUGCAGGAAGAAAUUGGGCCUGGACAGGGGAGAGAGAGACAGAUGCUGCUUGUGGGACUCCACCUGUCAUGGGGCUACAGAUGGACCCAGCCCUGAAGAUGCAGAGACAGAAGUGCUCAGGACAUGUCCCCAGGCAGAGUGUCAUUCCCAAGUGCUGUUCCAGCCAAAGUACUCGGCAUCCUCCUAGACGUGUCUGGCUGAGUAGCCAACACAGCAGCAAUAUGCAGUCCUGGGACCUCAGGGGCUGGGCUGGGGGCAGGCCACAGACCCUCCACCAUACCUCGAAGAAGGACCCCCCACAUUUGCUCCAGAUGCUUUCAGGAAGAGCCGUAGGGCAGAGCAGCUUGAAGGUCCAGCGAAUGCUUCAGAGCUGGCUGUUGCCCCGGCCUGGGAAGCGCUGCUGGCAAUCUUAUGAAGGAGAGGAGCCUCCUCUGGCAGCUCUGAAGAGCUGUUUUCCUGUCCUUUUCUGAAGUGCAACUCUUACUUCAUGCUGCUUCGGUUAUCAGAUGAAUGCUGAUAAAUACAUAAUCAGAGACAUUUUAAUACCAUCUCACUGCUGUUUGAUGUUUUAUUUAGCAAAAAUGGUCAUUGAGCUUUUUUAAAAAAAUUGUUUUGGCUUACGA
Sorex araneus (European shrew) is the source of this 2367-nucleotide messenger RNA. RefSeq names its product synapse differentiation inducing 1 (gene SYNDIG1). Gene Ontology annotation, biological process: positive regulation of synapse assembly; synaptic vesicle clustering. Lineage: Eukaryota; Metazoa; Chordata; Mammalia; Eulipotyphla; Soricidae. Bases 553 to 1329 code for a protein of 258 amino acids. The transcript has 5 exons. Gene Ontology annotation, cellular component: synaptic vesicle membrane; intracellular membrane-bounded organelle; excitatory synapse. The record is from RefSeq and is a predicted model, not a curated record.